AUCUAUCUGCCUUUUGCAUACAUUGAAGAUAAAUAUUUUAUAGUAUUUUCUAAGGAAUGCUAAGUUUUCAAAAUUUUCAAACGGUUUCAUUGAAAGCUAUUGUGAGUUUCCCAAACAAUUGUAUUAGCUUCUACAGAUAUAAAGAGAAAUCUCAUUUCAUCCAUCUAAGAGAAGAGGAGGAAGCUUAGAUUUUCUAUUACAUGAAUGAUAAUUGUUCUUAUAAAUUCUGUUUAAUGAUGAAGUUUGAGAACUGCUGAAAAUGAGCUCACAGUAAUGAUGGUGGACUAUCGAACACAAACAAGCAAAAAACAACUAUGUUCCUGGGUAUUUUUAGGGUUCGCAGAAAGAAGCAUCUCGUUGUGGCUGGAUUGCUUUGUAUUAUACUGUUUCUAUUAUAUGAAAUCCAACAGCUAAGUUAUAUUGAUAAUCAGCAGAGACUGGAUAUACCUUUACAUAAAGAAAAAUAUAAUGUUGCUGAAAGUAAUGCUGUUAAAAAUAAUGAGCAAGAUGUAAUGCAACCCAUAUUAAAUGAAUUAGAAAAAGAUAAUGACAAUUUUAAUGAUAAUUUUGAUUCAAUCCAUCCUGAAGAUAUAAGUUGGGAAUUAAUUGAAAAGUUUAAAGUUGACUAUGACGAUCAUUUUCAACCUAUUGUUUCACCUUGGGAUGUGUCAAAAAGUUGGGUUAAUUCAAGAGAAAUCUUUCCAGAUGUUGUUCCUGAGCUAGGAAUGGUGCUGAAAUCAAUGGCAAAUGAACCUGUGAUUUAUGCUGACAUUGCUCCCAGAGGAACACAACUGAAACUCUUGCUAGUGUUAAAGGGAGGUCAAAAGGUUCUGUUUAAACCAAAAUGGUUUGAAAGAGACCAAGUGAUUGAAGGUCCUCCAUAUGCAGGACAGGAUCGACACAAUGGAGAAAUUGCAGCAUUUCAUUUAAGCAGAAUACUUGGCUUUCGCAGGACACCUUUGACAGUGGGCCGUUAUUUAAACUUGCAGACUGAGGUUAUUCCUGUGGCAAGUUCAAGAUUGUUAGAUACAUUUUUUUACAAAGAUAACGAUACUUGCUUUUAUGGAAAAUGUUACUACUGCAAAGGGAAAGAAAGUGGCGUGUGUGCCCAGAAGACCGUCCUCGAAGGUACCAUUGUUCUUUGGAUCUCUCAUAAAAUGCAACUUUACAGACAUCCAUGGGGCAGAACAUACAUUGACAACAAACAAGCUAAGUGGGAGACCGAUGCUAAAUUCUGUGAUAAAGUUCUUCAAACUGACAUGUACAAAUUAGGAAUUCGACUUCUAGAUAUCAUCGAUACAUCAGUAUUUGAUUAUAUUAUUGGUAAUGCUGACCGGCAUCAUUAUGAAACUUUCCAUGAAUUCCCAGACAGCAUGGUGAUUAUGCUAGACAAUGGUAAAAGUUUUGGCAAUCCGUAUCAUGAUGAAUAUUCAAUCCUUGCUCCUUUGUAUCAAUGUUGCAAAAUCCGACAGUCUACUUAUGAUCAAUUGAAAAUGUUGAAAAAUGGUAUUUUGUCCAAAGUUUUAGAAGCUGUCCUCUUAUUUGAUCCAAUAUCCCCUAUUUUGAACAAGUUCCAUUUACGUUCUAUUGACAGACGCCUGCAUCAGCUCUUAACAACUAUUGAUAAUUGUGUGAAAGAACAAGGCAUGCCUAAUGUAAUUAUUAGUGAUGAAAAACUCAUUCCGGAGAAGCAUGUUGAAACAUGAAAAAAAUGGACCAUCACUUGCAGUGACUAGCAAUCAACAAGAAUUGUGACUGGAAUAAAGAUCGAAAAGGUGUAUGUUAUUGUGCCAUGAGAUGAUGUAGAGUUUCAUGUUUUGGAUUUUCAUCCCAUCUCCCCUCUUCCUACCACUUGUCAUGGGGGUCCCUGUAGAGGAAUUUAUGUGUAUAAUCCUUCUUCCACUGACUAAACCAUAAAAAAAAAAAUUUAACCUUUACUUUCUACACUGCUUCAUUAGCAGUUUCUGCUCCUUCAAAGUAGUAAGUUGUGUACCACCUCCAUGAUUCUCCAUCUUAUGAACCCAUUUCUCCUUGUCUUCCCUCUUAUAUCUCACUACCUCUUCCCCAGAACUGCAGGCAGCCCUCAUAAAUUCCCUACCAUCUAACUAUUUCUUGCUCACAUUUUCCUCAUGGGUGUCCUCCUAUGGAAGUUCAAGUUAAACAUCAAUCAACCACAUCUACUUCACAACCAUUAAGCAAGUUUCUACAUGGUCAUUUGAUCUGCUAGAAAUACCAGCCAAGUCUACAUAUCACACACAAUCAUUUUAAAAUGGCAGGACACAAUGAAUAAUGUUAAUUCAAAAUACACUGUCUGAAGAAAAAAUGUGAUGGUCAAGACUGGAAUGACUUUGAUAAUAGUUCUGCUUAGUUAAGACAAAACAACAUCAACCUCACCUGUCAGGGAGGUCUUGACUACCAUCUUUCCUCCUGAGACUACUAAUAUGUAUGGAUGAAUGGAUGCAUGCAUAGAUAGAUAGAUAGAUAUGUGUGUGUGUAUAUAUGUAUACACGCACAUGUAUAUCAUCAGUAAAACAUAAAUCUGAAAUAGAAGCAUACUCUGAGUUAUAGAUCAGUAGAGUAUAUAGAUAAAGAUAGAUAUGGCUGGUCUAUGAGGUCACCUUGGGUUUCACAUCCAUAAAGUGCUUAGCUUUACAGCAUUUCUUCAGACCCUAAACCCCUUAGCUCAUGGCUUGUCUAGCAAGUACCUGUGACCUCUCAAGGCCUCUCUAGCAAGUGCUAGAGACCACAUAGGCCAACAGGUUUAGGGUCUGAAGAAAUGCCGUAAAGCUAAAUGCUGAACCGAGUGAAAUCAUAGUCAUGGUUGAUGCCAGUGCUGCUUGACUGGCACCCAUGCUACCUGACUGGCACAUAAACAGCACCACUCAAACAAGGCCAAUGCCAGUGCCACCUACUGGCUCCCAUG
Molecule: messenger RNA, 2923 nt
Organism: Octopus sinensis (East Asian common octopus)
Lineage: Eukaryota; Metazoa; Mollusca; Cephalopoda; Octopoda; Octopodidae
Product: glycosaminoglycan xylosylkinase-like
Exons: 10
Coding region: 315-1706 (463 amino acids)
Biological process (GO): protein phosphorylation
Cellular component (GO): Golgi apparatus
Molecular function (GO): phosphotransferase activity, alcohol group as acceptor
Source: RefSeq, a predicted model, not a curated record